Messenger RNA from Vanderwaltozyma polyspora DSM 70294, 369 nucleotides. RefSeq names its product Mgr2p (gene MGR2). Gene Ontology annotation, cellular component: TIM23 mitochondrial import inner membrane translocase complex. Lineage: Eukaryota; Fungi; Ascomycota; Saccharomycetes; Saccharomycetales; Saccharomycetaceae. The transcript has a single exon. The record is from RefSeq and is a predicted model, not a curated record. Gene Ontology annotation, biological process: protein import into mitochondrial matrix; protein insertion into mitochondrial inner membrane. Bases 1 to 369 code for a protein of 122 amino acids.
AUGCCUCCUCCACCACAAAUUUACGCUCAACAGCAGCCAUCAAAUUGGGAUAAGUUUAAGAUGGGGUUGUUAAUGGGAUCUACAGUUGGUGUCUGUACAGGUAUCUUAUUUGGUGGGUUUGCUAUUGUCACCCAAGGUCCAGGUCCUGAUGGUGUUGUCAGAACUCUAGGGAAAUAUAUCGCUGGUUCUGCUGCUACCUUUGGUCUGUUUAUGUCAAUCGGUUCAGUAAUCAGAAGUGAUACUGAAAAUGCUAAUGAAUCCAAUCCAACUCGUAAACCAAUAACCCUAAAACAACAAUUUAGUCUACAUCAAAGAGCAAGAGCUGAAGCUUGGAAACUACGUGCCAAUUAUGGUAUCUACAAGGAUUGA